UCCGUUCCCAGCGUCCCUCGGGCAAGAUGGCGGCGCCCACACUAGGCCGGCGGUGCGGCCGGGCAGCGCGGCUGUGGGGCGGCCCGCACCGGGUCCUGCCGCCGCUCUCGCUCCGGCGGCGAGCCCACGAACAGCCGCGGCGGGCCCGGGGCGCCAUGGGGCUGCUGGCGGCGCAGUGCGAGCGCGGCCUCUUCCAGGAGGUGUUCCCGGCACAGAGCGCGGAGGAGCAGCUGCUGGAGCUGCUGGCGCCGGGCCGCCCGCCCCUCACCGCCUACUGCGGCUUCGACCCCACGGCCGACUCGCUUCACGUCGGGCACCUGCUGCCCGUCAUGGCGCUCCUGCACUUCCAGCGCGCCGGCCACAACGUUAUCGCCGUGGUGGGCGGUGCCACGGCGCGGCUGGGGGACCCCAGUGGCCGGGAGCGGGCGCGGGAACCGCUGGCGGCGGAGCGGGUGCGGGCGCAGGCGCGGGGGCUGCGGGCCGGCCUGGAGCGGCUGUUCGAGAACCACCGGGAGCUGUUCCGGGGGGCGGGCGGCGAGCGGCUGGGGCAGGCGGUGCUGCUGGACAACUCCGGCUGGCUGGGCCGGCAGCAGCUGCUCGACUUCCUCGGCGGGGCCGGCGGGCGGCUCCGCAUGGGCACGCUGCUGAGCCGGCAGAGCUGCCAGGCGCGGCUGCGGAGCCCCGAGGGCAUGAGCCUGGCCGAGUUCCUCUACCCGGCGCUGCAGGCCUACGAUUUCCUCCACCUCCACCAGCAGCACGGCUGCCGCGUCCAGGUGGGGGGCGCCGACCAGAUGGGCAACAUCAUGUCCGGCUACGAGCUCGUCACCAAGAUGACAGGAACAGAUGUGUUUGGAAUUACUGUACCUCUUAUUACCAGUACUACUGGAGAUAAACUGGGAAAGACUGCUGGCAAUGCAGUUUGGCUAAACAGAGAGAAGACCUCUCCAUUUGAGCUAUAUCAGUUUUUUGUCAGACAACAGGAUAACGUGGUUGAAAAAUACCUGAAACUCUUCACCUUUCUUCCUCUUGAGGAGAUUGACCACAUUAUGGAAAUGCAUGCAAAAGAACCUGAAAAAUGGGGUCCUCAGAAACGACUUGCUGCAGAAGUGACCAAGCUUGUUCAUGGCAGAGAGGGGCUAGAGUCAGCUAAGAGGUGUACUAAGGCCCUUUAUUACAGCAGCAUGGAGGCAUUGGAAGCUAUGUCUGACCAAGAGCUACAGGAACUUUUCAAACAAGCUCCUUCAGCUGAAUUGCUGCUCGAACCGGGAAUGAAUGUUCUUGACUUGUGUCGCAAAGCAAAUGCCAUUCCAGAUGGACCCAGUGGGUACCAGAAAAUUACAGAUGGUGGAGUUUCAAUAAAUGGGAUUCGAGUAACUGAUCCUGAGACUGUUCUUAUUCUUGGACAACAUAUUCUCAAGAAUGGAGUGUCAUUGCUUAGGAUUGGAAAGAAAAAUUACUACAUCAUAAAAUGGUUGCAGUUGUGACAACAGAACGUCUCCCUAACAUCAUGUAUCUUUUUUCUGAGUCUGUUGCUUGAAGAUGUUUCUAUACUGUGCAUUACUGUGCAGCUCACAGACUGCACAAUACCAUAGUUUCAUUUUCAAAAUGCACCAACAGAGUUCAAAUAAAGGCAACUAAGUUAUACCACCGAAGAGAUUUUUAGAUCCUCUGCCUUAUUCAAAACCCUACUCAUAACAGGAUGUGUACAAGAAGAUGAAAAGAUGAAUUUCAGAGUCCAAAGAUGGAGAUGCUCUUCCUGUCCUUCUACAACCCUCUGUGUUGUAGGAAAAGUACAGUGGCCAGGUGUCUACAGCAUAAUCCACAGCAACAUGAACAAAAGCAUACUGAAAACCAGUACUUCUUACUGCUUUUGUCCAGUUUGACUUCAUCCUAACAAAAGAAACCUGCAGAAUGGGUGAGGACAAGCAGGCUAUGAUGAACAAUUUUUUUUCCUGAACAGGUUUGCUUUGAAGGAAGCACCAGAAGAUUCACAAUAAAUGAAUAGAAUUAUUAAGCCCUAA
Columba livia (rock pigeon) is the source of this 2021-nucleotide messenger RNA. It is a transcript of the gene YARS2, whose product is annotated as tyrosyl-tRNA synthetase 2. Lineage: Eukaryota; Metazoa; Chordata; Aves; Columbiformes; Columbidae. Bases 27 to 1484 code for a protein of 485 amino acids. Gene Ontology annotation, cellular component: cytosol; mitochondrion. Gene Ontology annotation, biological process: tyrosyl-tRNA aminoacylation. The transcript has 5 exons. The record is from RefSeq and is a predicted model, not a curated record. Gene Ontology annotation, molecular function: RNA binding; tyrosine-tRNA ligase activity; ATP binding.